AUGGCUUUCCUAAUUAGCGCCAAGUGGGCUUGGGUGGCAUUGAAAUUUAUCCUUCAACAGCGAGAAGAACUUAAGAAGAUCAGGAGAAAGGGACUCGUUGUCGUAUUGAUGGGCUGCACCAGUGGUCUCGGGAUGGAAAUUGUACAAGCUGUAUGCGAUCGCCUGUCAACAAUUAAAUCCCACGGCCCCCAUACCCUCAUUACGACUACCAAAGACGAGGAAAAUGGUGUACUAACUUUGGGGCGCCUACGACACCCGACAGUCCGCGUAGGUUAUCACCAGCUGGAUGCGUCCUGCAACGAGAGCGUCAGGACUUUCCUACAGAACCUUAAAGAGCAAUUUGAGAGCGUGGAUAUUUUGAUAAAUAAUGCAGGUAGCCAAAAGCGGCUCAUUCCUGGCAUUCUGCCUUCGACCUUUGAGUUGGGUUGCAAAGACACUGCAUACUACCUCAUGAAAGAGGAUUACUACGAAACCAAACUUGCAACGCUCGCCUUGAUGCCCCUUAUGGCUCCAGGGGGCCGCGUCGUGAUUGUUGCCUCCAGUCUUGCAGAACUUGCAAUUCGGUGGAUGAACGAGGAAGCCUUCACCAAAUUGUUCAGUGCAGCUUCAACUGAGAAAGACCUCGACAGCGUUGCCAACAGUUUCUUUGAGGAGCUAGGCGAUGAAGGCGCAAGGGGCAGACGCGUUUAUGAUGCCUUGGCUUACCCGUUUGCUCAAGCCGCUAGAAUUGCACUAGCGCAGUGCAUCGGAAAUAAGCUAAAGAUGAGUUCAUCGGACCCAAAAUCAUGUGUUACAGUUUGUUCAUUCUCUCCGGGCUGGUGCCGAACGUUGCCUGGAAGGAACAGGGCCCCAUUCUCAGCUGCCGAAGGCGCCGCAGAGGCUGUCUUUGCUGCCUUUGAUGCAAAUCCAGAGGAAGUACAAGGAUCUUUCAUUGUUGGGAGGAAACCUGGAAAGUUUGGUGAUGAAAUUGCAUCGGCGCACGUUGAUAAUGCACUGCCUAAAUUCAUAUCGGCAGAGAAUAACCACAUGAUCCUGAAACACUUACCAAGAUGUCCAGCAGCCAUUCAAGACUCCCCCCAUGCAGCGGAGGCAGUGAAUAUCGUAAUGUGA
Molecule: messenger RNA, 1110 nt
Organism: Eimeria acervulina
Lineage: Eukaryota; Apicomplexa; Conoidasida; Eucoccidiorida; Eimeriidae
Product: MGC131152 protein, related
Exons: 7
Coding region: 1-1110 (369 amino acids)
Molecular function (GO): oxidoreductase activity
Source: RefSeq, a predicted model, not a curated record